UGGUGGCGGAGGCAUGGCGCACAAAGCCAAAGAUAGAGUAACAAAUCAGGAAUUUCCCUUCUGCCACUCCUGAGAGCGCAAGAGAAGGACGAAAGUUACGGGUUAGGUGCUUCUCCUCAGGAGGGUGAAGUCAAAGCUAUCCUUUGGACUAUUUUUAUUUUAUUUUUCACUAUUCUAAAGUUUAACAGUAGUCUAAACGACCUUCAAGACAAGUUGAUGGGGCUUUUUCUUCAUCUAGGGAAUGUCUUUUGUUUUAUGAGUCAGGAGUCCGUUAGACUACGUUUUGGCAUUUUGCAGAACUAUUAUGGAAUAAACUACGCAACGAAGUGGCACCAAGAGAACCAGCUGACUUGAACAUUUGGACUUUUGUUCUGUUUUAUUGAAACUAUCCUGGGGAUUGCGGAGUUUCUCGGCGGCGUCGGUGCUGGGACACCUAAUUUCCGAGGAUUUCAAGGGUUUUUCAUUAAGCAUAGACUGUGACCACAUCUGGAUUAUGAAAGAAACAGACGUGAAAAAAGGAAGAGUGAAACAUCGCCAUUAGAAAAAAAAAACAAAGUUGGAGAAAGGGGAAAUGUGGAACAAGAGUGGCGUCUACAUUAGGAUGUUGCUGCUCUUACAAUGGAAGUGAAGAACUGUUUUACUGCCGCUGCGCUGCUUUGUCUUUUCUUUUGCUCCGUUUUCAGCCAAGAACUCAACGUUAAAGGCAGGAAUGUGUGCAAAGCACCCGGGUCAUCGAGAUUGGUUUGCUGCAGUGGAUGGGGGCAGCUAGGAGAUGAAUGCCUGACACCCGUCUGUGAAGGCAACUUCACCUGCAAGGAAAAUGAGGUGUGUGUCAGGCCAAAUGAAUGUCGCUGCCGACAUGGAUACUUUGGAGCCAGCUGUGACACAAAGUGCCCUGCCCAGUUCUGGGGCCCUGACUGCAAGGGAAGAUGCAACUGUUAUCCUAAUGGCCAGUGUGACGAUUUGACCGGCAAGUGCACCUGCAACCACAACCGUUGGGGACCCAACUGCGAGAAUGCUUGUCAGUGCCAAAAGGGCAACUGUGACCAAGACACAGGAAAAUGUACCUGUCACGCUGGGUGGUGGGGCCCACACUGCCAUAACAUGUGCUACUGCAGCAUAAAUUCUGUCUGCGACGUGAAUACGGGGCGAUGUCUGUGCCAUCCUGGCUGGACGGGGAGGAACUGUGCAAACCAGUGCAACUGCAACGGCUCGCCGUGCGAGCAGUACACGACACGCUGCCAGUGCAAAGACAGGAUGUGGGGUCCUCGAUGUGAUCGAGUGUGCCAAUGCAUCCACGGCAAGUGCAACAAGGCUGACGGCUCAUGCACCUGCACUCCAGGAUACCGUGGGAAGUUUUGCAGGGAACCUUGUCCUGCUGGGUUUUAUGGCCAAAACUGCAGAAACAGGUGUGGACACUGCAAGGGUCAGCAGCCCUGCAAGGUGACCGAGGGCCGGUGCAUCACCUGUGACAGAGGCUGGAACGGGACACGGUGUGAUCAGCUCUGCUCCAAGGGCUUCUUUGGGGAAGACUGUCAGGAAGUGUGUCCCUCUUGUAAGGACGGUCACCACUGUGACCCCAUUCAUGGCAAAUGUUCUCACUGUAAUCCUGGCUGGAUUGGCGACAGGUGUGAGGUACGCUGCCCCAACGGCACAUACGGCGAGAACUGUGAGAACAACUGCAGUCAGUGUUUUAAUGGCAUCUGUCAUGUUGUCACCGGAGAGUGCCUUUGUGACCCAGGCUUUUAUGGCAUCUACUGCAAUAAAACCUGCCAGCCUGGCCAGUAUGGAGUCAACUGCAACCAAACCUGCUCCUGCAAUGACAAGAACUGUGACCCUGUGUCUGGUGCCUGUCAUCUCCAGCCCAACCAGCGGAUGGGUGUGAUCGCAGCUGGAUCCUUGGUCUCCUUUUUACUGAUUGCCCUACUUUCUCUACUGUGCUGCUGCUGCCUCUGUCAAGACAAAGACGACCACAACAAAAAAGCCAAGCGGAUUUUGUGCGGACGAUUCAGCCGAAUCAGCACUAAACUUCCCCGUAUUCCAUUGAGGCGACAGAAACUGCCCAAAGUAGUCGUAGCACACCACGACCCAGAGAACACCUUUAACUGCAGCUUCAUUGAGCCGCCCUCAGUGGCCGAGCAGCCCUCCCGCUCCUCAUGGUCCUCCCAGGAGUCCUUCUCUUCCUUUGAGAGCGGAGAUGAAGGGCCUGUUUAUUGUGUUCCACAUGAAGGUUGGUCAUCACAUAAGCAAAUAAACAGUUGGUUAUCUGGAAUGACCAUGUCAAAUUUACAGAUUGUCUUUGAGUGCCCUGCCCAGUUCUGGGGCCCUGACUGCAAGGGAAGAUGCAACUGUUAUCCUAAUGGCCAGUGUGACGAUUUGACCGGCAAGUGCACCUGCAACCACAACCGUUGGGGACCCAACUGCGAGAAUGCUUGUCAGUGCCAAAAGGGCAACUGUGACCAAGACACAGGAAAAUGUACCUGUCACGCUGGGUGGUGGGGCCCACACUGCCAUAACAUGUGCUACUGCAGCAUAAAUUCUGUCUGCGACGUGAAUACGGGGCGAUGUCUGUGCCAUCCUGGCUGGACGGGGAGGAACUGUGCAAACCAGUGCAACUGCAACGGCUCGCCGUGCGAGCAGUACACGACACGCUGCCAGUGCAAAGACAGGAUGUGGGGUCCUCGAUGUGAUCGAGUGUGCCAAUGCAUCCACGGCAAGUGCAACAAGGCUGACGGCUCAUGCACCUGCACUCCAGGAUACCGUGGGAAGUUUUGCAGGGAACCUUGUCCUGCUGGGUUUUAUGGCCAAAACUGCAGAAACAGGUGUGGACACUGCAAGGGUCAGCAGCCCUGCAAGGUGACCGAGGGCCGGUGCAUCACCUGUGACAGAGGCUGGAACGGGACACGGUGUGAUCAGCUCUGCUCCAAGGGCUUCUUUGGGGAAGACUGUCAGGAAGUGUGUCCCUCUUGUAAGGACGGUCACCACUGUGACCCCAUUCAUGGCAAAUGUUCUCACUGUAAUCCUGGCUGGAUUGGCGACAGGUGUGAGGUACGCUGCCCCAACGGCACAUACGGCGAGAACUGUGAGAACAACUGCAGUCAGUGUUUUAAUGGCAUCUGUCAUGUUGUCACCGGAGAGUGCCUUUGUGACCCAGGCUUUUAUGGCAUCUACUGCAAUAAAACCUGCCAGCCUGGCCAGUAUGGAGUCAACUGCAACCAAACCUGCUCCUGCAAUGACAAGAACUGUGACCCUGUGUCUGGUGCCUGUCAUCUCCAGCCCAACCAGCGGAUGGGUGUGAUCGCAGCUGGAUCCUUGGUCUCCUUUUUACUGAUUGCCCUACUUUCUCUACUGUGCUGCUGCUGCCUCUGUCAAGACAAAGACGACCACAACAAAAAAGCCAAGCGGAUUUUGUGCGGACGAUUCAGCCGAAUCAGCACUAAACUUCCCCGUAUUCCAUUGAGGCGACAGAAACUGCCCAAAGUAGUCGUAGCACACCACGACCCAGAGAACACCUUUAACUGCAGCUUCAUUGAGCCGCCCUCAGUGGCCGAGCAGCCCUCCCGCUCCUCAUGGUCCUCCCAGGAGUCCUUCUCUUCCUUUGAGAGCGGAGAUGAAGGGCCUGUUUAUUGUGUUCCACAUGAAGAAUCCAUGAGUGACAGCAAAGGGAAGCAGAGCCCGAACCCUGUGGAUGAAAACUCAGAGGAUGACACAUACAAGGAGGAUGCAGGGGAGUACACUUCACUAAAAGACAUGAGUGUCACCAAAGUGGAGAGCAACGAGCAAUCUAUACUCAAGUGCUCUGACAGUGAGAUUUCAAAUAAUGGGUCUGAGUCUGCUGCCCAAUACGCCUGCAUUGCUCGCCUCUCCAAGCAGUCAAAGGAGGAUGAUUGCAGUGGCAAAGAUGGUGAUGGUAACCUUACAUCAGAAGUCAAGGGCAAUGGGAAACCUCCCCCUUCACCUGGCAAGCCCAAACCACGGCCACCAGAUCCAUCUACUAAACCCAAAGUGUCAUGGAUUCAUGGAAAUGCAACAGGGUCUCAACAACCAGAGCAACAAGGGGGGAAUAGGGUACUUGCAGUGUCAAAGGAGAAAAAGAGGAGCUCUAGCGAUGGUUCAUCAAAGAAUGAAGAGCGUCAUAAAACAAAAGAAAAGAGUCGGAGCCAACAGAAGAAACAGGAUGAAAAUGAUACUAAUGCAAAUGGAUCACCUAGCAAACACAAACUGCUACAAGCUAAAAAGUCUGGAGAUGAGCACAGCAGUCCAAGUCACAUGGAGCACAUCAACGGUGUUGUCCAAAAUGCCCUAAAAAUGAUAAGCAGUUUCCGUAGCUCAUCGCCUGAGAAGAGGAUUGUUGAAAAUCCAAAGCAGAGUCCUAAAGAGCCACCAAAGAGCCCGAAGGUCAUCCAUCCUCACAUGAAUUCUGAAGCGGCCACCUUACUGGCUGCACAGCUCAAGGAGAAAACUCAGAGCAUCAACAGGAAUGAGGGGACUGGACUGACAAAGACCAAUGGUCUCUCCCUACCAAAAAAUAACCAGGAGAAGCCCACACCUCCACAGAAAGCCAAGAGAACCAACUCCAGUGGACUAAGUCAGCAAGGCUCCACUAAACCUCUGCUGCCUACCACAAGCAACCUUCAGAAAAUGGUGGCACCCAUCACCAACAACUUUGGGUCCCCCGAAGCCAAGAGCCCGGAGAAGCAGGACUUGAACGGCUCCAGGACGGGGGACCUGCUGGACCCUACACCGAAGAAGACUCCCAUAAAAAAGCCACCUAGGAAGAAAGGCAAAGGUGGUACCCUUGAUACACCUGAAAGUAAAACACCCCAGCAAAAAACAGCCAUUAUGCCACCACAGGUAGUGAAGUAAGUGUUUGGAAAAAUUCUGAGCAGUUGCCAAUUAUUUUCCACAAGACUGAACUGUUUGUUUGAAGCUAGCAGCAACAUAGCGUUUUAAUCAAUGAACAGUUUGAGGGCAGUGCCUCCUGGGACAACCUCUUUGAAAUAAAAGGCACAAUAGAAUUACACAAGGAGGGUGUUUUAUAAUAACCGUGGCACCAUUGUUGAAUAUCAAGUGUAUGUAUUCAAGUCGCAACACAACCUUGUCUAGAGCUGAACACAACACAGUAAACAGGGACAUUAUCUGAAAGUUCAUUCAUCUCAGCUGCUGGGCCGUGAGCCCACAUUUAUAUUUAUCUACUGCAUGUAAAAUGAGUAUUGAUUACAUCAACAUUUUUUUUUGUAGAUUCACUUCUAAUGAGGCUUUUGAUAUGAAAUGCAUUGUCUGUAACAACUAAUGUGAUCCACACAAAUCAGUCGAUGCAUCAAGUGUAAUGAAGUAGAAUGACACAGGGAAUAGGUUUUAUAUGUGCUUACUGAAACGUCUUCAAGAGUAUUUCAAGAUGUCUCCUGUAUGGAAAAAGUAUUCAUGUGCAUUGCUCAAAUUUAACUUUGACCUGUGCAUCCACAUAAACUGUUGUCAGUAGGGGGUAAAUUUUGAAACAGAUUCUUAUCAGGCGACUGACCAGGUCAUUCCAGCAAUUUUACUUCCUGUCUUGGAAACAGAUAGUUUCAUUGACUGUGUGUUUAAGAUCAUCAUUGUCUUGUUAAAACAAUCAGCCCUGUUUCAUCUUCAGAUUCUUAUCAAUAUUGUUCUGGUACAUUUUUCUAUUCACUCUUUCAUUGGUUAUGUGGAAUUUACCAGUACCAUUGCUGUGGCAGAGCCCUACACCAUGAUGCCAUCACUCCCAAACAGAAAGCUUCGUGGUGCAGUGCUACAUCGGGGCUAAUUGUUUGCAUUGUGCUUCGGGGGUGAUAUGCAGUGCCAUUAGUGCUCCAGACGUGGAGUGUGCAAUGACAUUAAAAUAAUUCCUUUCGGUCUCAUUUGACCAGACUACACUCUCCCAAUAUUUGAUUGGCUUGUCCAAAUGUUCUGCAGGAAACAAGCAUCAAUAUGCUUUUUCCUUUGCAAUGACAUUUUGCAAAGUGAGUGUGCAUUGAGGCCAGAUAGGAUGAGUGCAUUACUUCAUAAAAAGGAACGUACCUGCUAAUUUCAGGUACAUUUCUUUCUGAAGUUUUCUGCGACUAAUUGUUGGCUCUUGGAGAACUUUGCUGAUUAUUCUUUUGACUCCUCUAUCAGAAAUCUUGCAAUGGCUGGUUUAUGGUGACAUGUUCUUUCUGAUUUUGAAUGAUGAUCCCAAUGGCUCUAACUGAGACAUUACAAAAAAAUAAGAAUCAUGUAUGUGACUAAUUCUCUGAGAAUUAGGAUCUGAAGGUCCUGAGAGAGCUUCUUCUAAUUAUGACAUGCUUCUUCUAUGAUACCUUGAUAAUAAGAAAACCUUUUAAAGGCCAUUAACUAGGACUAAGCCAACCAAAGUUAACUGGCACCGAUGAGGGCAGGGUUAAUUGCUACAAACAGACUUCAGCUAUUUUCUUGGUUUUCUAUGCCUUUGUGCGGCUUUUAUGUUCUUAUAUUUGAAGUUUUUAUUACACACACUUUUAUUUUUAGAUUUAUUUCCUUGUAAGACUUAGUAGUUUGUUUGUCUAUACGUAUAAUACUUAGGUUGUUGCUGAGUUGAUGUGAAUUUCAUGUCAAUAGCCCCAUCACAGAUACAUUUACUGAGAAAAGUGUUGACACGUUCAAAACUUAUUUCAUGGCUUUAAGUUGUACAGUUGGAAUUUAAAAGAACAAGGGCCAGAAAAAUAGCUAUUAGCAUGUAAUGCACAGACAGUGACCGUGAGUAAUUGGUGCUCUGAUGACUAGAAGCUAACAUUUUUCUAUUCUAACUUGCUUAGAGCAACAUGCAGCUGUACAGCUCUAUACCAAAGCUUUUCCAGAUCAUUCCAGCCUUAAGGAGUUUUCAGAUGAAUGUCUACUCUAGGUAUAAUGUUUUAAAUUUUGAAUUAGUCUAAUGAAUCUGAGUAUUUCUAUGACCAUCUUUAUUAAAAAAACACACACACACACACAAAACUUUGAUCACCCAUCUCUCAGAGUUCACAAAUGCAAAUAAGAACAUUUUAAUUCUUCAUUAUUAAAUUCAUCCUUAUUGAGCUUUUUUUCCCACUUGAAGCUUAAUCAGAAUCACUUGGCCAGCACUGUCAGAUGUCAUUUGUUGAUUCAUAUGAAAGGGUCUUGCUGAGAUUAAAGAUAAUGUCCUUUUGCUGUAUUUGAACCACUUAGCUAAAAAAGAGAACCAAAACAAUGUAACGUUCUUUAGUUUCUGUUUGUUCAACGUUCUGUAACUAGAUUCUUUGAUCCCUCAGGAAAUCAGGUCACUGUCAAAUUCUUAUUUUGAGUAGAUGUCAGUACGAUAAAUUUUGUGACAAAAAUAGCUUUCCGAGAAUGAAAUAAUGCCAGCAGAUUUAUGCUAAAUUUAGAAGGAUGUUUGAAUGUUCUUGCUUUUGGCAAAAACAGAGACUUAAAUGGUACUUUAUCUUGUGUGUAAAACCAAAGUCAUGUCUGCCAAAGGAUUUUGCCACUGUUUACUCCAAGUGCGGACCCCAUAAUUUCACAUCCAUGAAAGUAUUGUUGUGGAAUACUAACAAUAAAGUUUUCAGGUAGGGAAAAAAAGCUAAUUUAUAGCAGCUUUUACAACUUGAACUACAUGAAUAAUUAGUGGCAUAGGAAGUGAUGAUGAUCUGCUUUAGGCAUGUUUUUUGAGAUGAAGAAUAUUACAUUAGCAAAAUGUUUCUAUCUUUUUUUUCGUCAAGGUACAAGCCAUUACUUUAUUGUUUUCAACAUUUUACUUGUAUACAUUGUGUACUUUUUUUAUUAUCUUUGUAAGCUGUGCUUAUAUGACCGUGUGGGUUCCUCUGUUUUCUUUGGUGUCAAUGAACUGGCUUUCAUAUUGUAUUAGCUUUUUUCGGUUUUGCUGUGUUGCUUAUUUUUGGCUCUUAAUCAAAUCUGCAGAAAGAGUACGUUCCUUCUCUAAAGUUUACAUUGGCUUUGUAAUUGUUCUCUGUUGAUGUUAUUGUUUGUGUAACACUUAACUGCAUGACGCAGAGUGUAAUUAUAUGGCAUUAUAGCUGCAGAGGAAAUGUGUAACCUUUCUGCUCCCUCCAUUUGUUGUUGCAGCCUCCCGUAAGCAAAUCUUAUACAAAAGAGUAUUGUACAAUACUACCAUAAUACCACUGUUGUAACAAGUGCAUAUGCUUAAAACCAUAAUACUAUGUAACUAUUAAGUUGCAGUCAUUUGCCUGACUGGCCUUUGCCUGGUUUCAUUGCCUUACAAUGCAUUUUUGUAAAGAAGGGCCUAAAGAAACUGCAAAACCGUCACCAGCUGUAAGAUGUAUUUUGUUUUAGUUGUGAUGUUUGUUUGUUUUACUGCAACUUUGAUUGCCUUUUAGUGUAUGGCUGUUAAACUCUGUGUGUUCAUUUAGUUCUUUUGAAUAAAAAAAAGCAAUAUGUGUAGCCAAAGUGGA
Poecilia reticulata (guppy) is the source of this 8417-nucleotide messenger RNA. Lineage: Eukaryota; Metazoa; Chordata; Actinopteri; Cyprinodontiformes; Poeciliidae. The record is from RefSeq and is a predicted model, not a curated record.